UUUAUAAUAAAUAAUAAUAAAAGUAUUUUUAAAAAAAUCUUCUGAUAUUUUUAGAAAAACAUAUAAUUUAUAAUGACUCAUAUGGAAGCAUUUAAACUUCCAUCUAAUGUUCCAUCUGAUUAUAAGGAUAUUGUACUUGAUACUUUGUAUAAAAUGGAAGAACAUGUUGAAGCUAGAGGAUUAAGAUAUCAAUGGAAUUUAGAUGAUUUUGAAAUUGGUGCACCUCUAGGCAGAGGUAAAUUUGGACGUGUUUAUUUGGCUAGAGAAAAAACUACACAUUAUAUGGUUGCAUUAAAAACUUUAUAUAAAGUAGAAUUAAUGAAAGGACGUGUAGAGAAACAAGUAAUGCGUGAAAUUGAAAUUCAAACGCAUUUAAGGCAUCCUCAUAUUCUUCAAAUGUUAACAUAUUUUCAUGACCAUAAACGUAUUUAUCUUGUAUUAGAAUUUGCAGCUAGAGGAGAAUUAUAUAAGGAAUUAAAACGACAACCCAAUGAAAGAUUUAAUGAACACUUAUCUGCUAAAUAUACUUAUCAAGUGGCAGAUGCUUUAGAAUACUGUCAUAAAAAUAAUGUGAUUCACAGAGAUAUAAAACCAGAGAAUUUACUACUUACUUAUGAAGGUAAUAUAAAGUUAGCAGAUUUUGGCUGGUCUGUUCAUGCACCAUCAUCUAAAAGAAAUACAUUAUGUGGAACAUUAGAUUAUUUACCUCCAGAAAUGGUAUCAGGACAAACAUAUGAUAUAUAUGUUGAUCAUUGGUGUUUAGGCAUUCUUUGUUAUGAAUUUCUUGUUGGUAGACCACCUUUUCUUAGUGAUUCACAGCAAGAAACUUAUGCAAAAAUAAAGACAUUAAAUAUACAAUGGCCAGAACAAAUUACACCAGGAGCUAAAGAUUUGAUAUCAAAAUUAAUUAAACGAAAAAGUUCAGAAAGAAUUUCUAUGGCUGCUGUAAAAAAACAUUUCUGGAUAUUAAAAUACAAAGAUGCAUAAUAAUAUAAAAAUUUUAAAAAUUAUGAGAGGUAUAUAUUUUUUAUUAUAAAAU
Molecule: messenger RNA, 1039 nt
Organism: Apis mellifera (honey bee)
Lineage: Eukaryota; Metazoa; Arthropoda; Insecta; Hymenoptera; Apidae
Gene: aurB
Product: aurora kinase B
Exons: 6
Coding region: 73-987 (304 amino acids)
Biological process (GO): regulation of cytokinesis; protein phosphorylation; mitotic spindle organization
Cellular component (GO): spindle midzone; spindle microtubule; spindle pole centrosome
Molecular function (GO): ATP binding; protein kinase activity
Source: RefSeq, a predicted model, not a curated record